Molecule: messenger RNA, 564 nt
Organism: Theileria parva strain Muguga
Lineage: Eukaryota; Apicomplexa; Aconoidasida; Piroplasmida; Theileriidae
Product: putative integral membrane protein
Exons: 1
Coding region: 1-564 (187 amino acids)
Source: RefSeq, a predicted model, not a curated record
AUGAUGAAGACUGUUCUUUUGUGUGUGGUAUACACAUUUGUCUCAGUGUCAGCAGCACCAUUACUCCUCAACAAAGACCUUUUGACUAAACGGAACCCAGGUGUUGCUACCCUCACCCAUGCCUCGUACAGAGAAACCACAAGAACAGGCAUGGCUGAUGAAGGUUAUGUCAGAUACUUGUAUAUGGUCCCAACUACUGCUCAGAAAUCUUACCUUGAAGACGGUGUAGCCUCAGGCCCUCUACUACACACUCCAGUUGUACACAGGAAUCUGACUCCAGACUAUUCUAGAGGUGAAGUCAUGACCGAGAUGGUUGGUGUUUCAGACUGCAGGAAAUGGCACGCUGUUCUCGUCGGCCUUUGGAAUGGAGCUGUCCAAACUUACUUGUAUUUUACAGGUGUUAAGACUGAUGAUGGUAAGUGGAAAUGGACCCCCUACACCAACUUACAAGAACUUGUUGACUUCGUUCACGGCAUGCUCCCAGGUGAAAAAUUCAAGGCUUUGGUUAGGAAGGGUGUUGGAGCUCAUGAAUUUUUCCUUAAGCUCUUUACUUCAUAUGCUUAA